Molecule: messenger RNA, 1044 nt
Organism: Purpureocillium takamizusanense
Lineage: Eukaryota; Fungi; Ascomycota; Sordariomycetes; Hypocreales; Ophiocordycipitaceae
Exons: 4
Coding region: 1-1044 (347 amino acids)
Molecular function (GO): oxidoreductase activity, acting on the CH-OH group of donors, NAD or NADP as acceptor
Source: RefSeq, a predicted model, not a curated record
AUGACUGUAACCAAGGACGUUGCAAUUCCCAAGGACUCGCUGGUCCUCGUCACCGGCAUCACGGGCUUCAUCGGUUCCAACGUUGCCGAUCAGUUCCUGAACCACGGCUAUAGAGUUCGCGGCACGACCCGCGAUGCCGGCAAAGCAGCCUGGCUGAGCGCGCUCUUCGAGGAAAAGUACGGGAAGGGCCGUUUCGAGCUCGCCACGGUAGUGGACAUGGCCGCCGACGGGGCCUAUCUCGACGCUGUUAAAGGUGCGAGCGCCGUUGCGCACGUCGCAUCGGAUAUGUCCAUGGACUACAACCCGAACAACGUCAUCCCUUCGGUUGUCGCGGGUGCGCUCAGCGCUCUCAAAGCCGCGAUAGCCGAGCCUAGCGUCAAGCGGUUCAUUUACACUUCCUCUUCAUCUGCGGCCAAGAAGGCAAGCACUAGCAAGGAGGUCACUGUGGUUACCCAGGAGACUUGGAACGACGAAGCCAUCACCGCGGCGUGGGCCGAGCCGCCUUAUGAGCCCAGCCGUGCGUCGGCUGUCUACUCUGCUAGCAAGACAGCUGCAGAGAAGGAAACUUGGGCACUCUACCGCGAAGCUCAAAAGAGCCGCCCGGAUCUCAUCAUGAACACCGUCCUGCCCAAUGUCAACUUUGGCCCAAGCCUCAACCCGGAGGUGCAGGGUCAUCCUAGCACCUCAUACUACCCGGUGCUGGCGUGGAAGGGAGACCGCGCAUCGAUCGAGCCGCUACUUCCCCAGUACUUUGUCAACGUUCAAGACACCGCCCGGCUUCACGUUGCUGCUGCGAUCCUACCAGAGGUAAAAAAUGAACGCAUCUUCGCUUAUGCGGGGAGGUUCAACUGGGACACCGUGCUGGAUAUCCUGAGGAAGCACAACCCGGAACGCGAGUUUCUCUCCAACUUCCAUGGCGGACAGGACUCCAACGUGAUUCAGCCCGCCGCUCGGGCCGAAGAGUUGCUUCGCCAGAUUGGAAGGGCCGGAUGGACUUCACUCGAAGAUUCCAUCGUGGCAAACACGGCAGACCUCCACGAUUAA